This is a messenger RNA of Puccinia graminis f. sp. tritici CRL 75-36-700-3, 417 nucleotides long. RefSeq lists its product as uncharacterized. The record is from RefSeq and is a predicted model, not a curated record. The transcript is spliced from 3 exons. NCBI's taxonomy places the organism in Eukaryota, Fungi, Basidiomycota, Pucciniomycetes, Pucciniales, Pucciniaceae. The coding region runs from base 1 to 417 and encodes 138 amino acids.
AUGAUACAAAAGUUUGCCACCAACGGAAAAUACAAAGCUCUCAUGUCAAAAUUUGAAGUUAAUUCCCAGGCUCUCCUUUGGAGGCUUGCUUUCCAAGCUCUUGGGAAUUAUCCAAGUGAGGCCCCCAUGGAGUGGUUGAGAACGUGUGUUGCCCACUGUACACCACGGGUUAGUUGCAACCGGGGGCCGACGUCGGAGCCGACGUCAAACCAACCCUACCGACCCCGCCCUAAUCGGCUGGUGUGUUUCUAUGCGGGAGGUGUCGGGAGCCGCCGUUGGCCCAACCCUCCCACGCGGACAUUACGUGGGGGCCCGCGGUCGGCGAGCUGGCAACACCGGGAUUACGUGAGUGCCUGCCGUCGGCAAAACUUCCCAACGCCGGGCUUAGGUUGGGUGUAUCCUCAGUGCCGCACGUGA